AUACAAUAAACCUACCUACAUACAUAGCCUUCGCCCGCCUUGACUCCAACCGGGAGAGCGGCCGCGGCGUCUGUAGGCGCUGCAGAUGAUAUAUUCGCAUGAUGGCUACCGUUUCCCGGACUGCAACUGCCUUGACGACGCCGCCAGCCACAUCCCACGGCAACAAGUUCACGUGGGACAGCGCGUCGGUGCCCGUCCAUUCGGAGAAGCCUGUCAAUCCCCAGAGAUCUUCCAUCAACAAUGAGAACGGCUACCCCUUUGGCCGCCCUGUCCUAGCUUCUCAAAAGAGGAAUUCGACUCUGCUUGCCACUCACAACACACCACCCAUGGACCCGCUCACACACGACCACUAUACCGGGGAUGUCGCCGACGAUGCCAGGUUUACUCGAAGCACCAGGGACGGGGGGAGUCCCGCCGAUAGUUUGUUCGACCCGGAAACCGACGAGAGCAAAUGGAUUCACCGCGACAAGCUCGCCCAGAUUGAGAACGAGGAACUACAGGCUGCGGGUUUCGUCUUGCCGGUAGCGAGAGACAACAGGGCACGGUCGAAAAGCGGAAACCGUUUGAAGAGGGAUCAAAGCCAGGAUAAGCUUAGCGGUCAGGCUAGAUCCAUUGGCGGCGGUGAGCACGUCGGCUCGAGGUCUAGAAAGAACUCGUCGGCCACGCAGGACUGGGACAAGCGCGCCGAUGAUGGUGCUGAGCACGCUGAUUCUACGUCGAACCCCGGCGCCAAAGUAACAUCCCGGAUACCUGUGCCGAGAACCAAGGCUUACCCAACAACGCCAACUGAUGAGAAGGCGGCUGCCUUUGGGCGGAAACGCGAUAGCAGUCCUGAGGAGGAUAAGGAAAAGAUAGCCUAUCCGAAACCACGAGGACGCAGCGGCAGUACAGGGAACGCCCUUACCAAAGCGGCCAAUGGAUCCGACGCUCGGCCUGUAGCUAAGCGGGCCGACACCUCCCCCAUGAAGAGCAAGCCGGCUGCGGGAGCCAAGAAGGUUUCCGGCAAGGCUGCGACUGCCACAACGGCGCGACCGCGAACACGAGGUGCAUCCGCCAAGGAUUCAACAGGUGCUCGGCCAACGACGCGUUCUGGUGACCGAGAACUCUCGCCCACAACGCACAAGCCGAUGGAAGGCGAACCACCCUGGAUGGUUUCGGCAUUCCGCCCCGACCCCCGUCUACCACCAGAGCAACAACUGCUACCAACGGUGGCCAAGCGGUUACAACAGGAGAAGUGGGAGCGGGAGGGCAAGGUUGGCAACGUCUACGACAAGGAGUUUAGGCCACUCACAGACGAAGGCUUCCUCGAGCCACCCGAGCAUCCCAUCGUUGCGCCUGAACAUGAACCGGCGGAGAACGAGAACGAGAAGGAGGAAGAACAUGAGAAGGAAAACGAAAAGGAACAGCCGCAGGCAGACUGGCCCUUAAAACCCGCCGAGCCUCAAUGUCCUCAGAGUCCACCUCCUCCGAGUCUCCAUAGCCUUCAGAGCCCCCGGAGCCCAGCUCCCGUUGGUCGGACCAACUCAUACUCGACAAUGCCCAAGAUUGCGGACAAGCCGAUUCUGACCAAGUCCCCCAGCCCGAAGAACCCCCCACAGCGUCCUCACCCAUCAGAGGUGAUCAGGGUACCAGAGCCUCCCGAGGAUCCGCCUCAGAAGAAGGAGAAGGGAGGAUGCGGAUGCUGUAUAGUUAUGUGAGCGCUAGGCUCCAGAACUUGGGCAUCCAUACUCGCCUGUCCAGUCAACCGACAACUUA
Molecule: messenger RNA, 1755 nt
Organism: Neurospora hispaniola
Lineage: Eukaryota; Fungi; Ascomycota; Sordariomycetes; Sordariales; Sordariaceae
Exons: 2
Coding region: 99-1697 (532 amino acids)
Source: RefSeq, a predicted model, not a curated record